Molecule: messenger RNA, 6037 nt
Organism: Coregonus sp. 'balchen'
Lineage: Eukaryota; Metazoa; Chordata; Actinopteri; Salmoniformes; Salmonidae
Source: the annotation of a GenBank genome assembly
CUCGGUGUGCAGGUAGGCCAGACCCCGUGUGACAGAGUGUGUGAGGCGACAGCAGCUGACCCAGUCUCCUGUCUGCAGACCCAGGUACUGACUCAGAGAACCCUGCAGAGGGGAAGAACAACAUGACUUUCCUGUUUCAUUGUAGACACAUACAGAUACAGGUUGUCAGCUCACUUCAGUGGAGGAGGAGGAAGAGUAGGAGGGGGAGGGGGAAGUGGAGGAUGGGGAGGAAGAGGAGGAGGAGGAGGGGGAAGAGGAGGAUCUACAGUCUACAGUCUACAUGUCUACUGAUCUACAUAUCUACAGUCUACUGAUCUACAGUCUACUGAUCUACAGUCUACACAUCUACAGUCCACUGAUCUACAGUCUACUGAUCUACAGUCUACACAUCUACAGUCUACUGAUCUACAGUCUACUGAUCUACAGUCUACACAUCUACAGUCUACUGAUCUACAGUCUACUGAUCUACAGUCUACUGAUCUACAGUCUACUGAUCUACAGUCUACACAUCUACAGUCUACUGAUCUACAGUCUACUGAUCUACAGUCUACUGAUCUACAGAUCUACAGUCUACUGAUCUACAGUCUACAGUCUACAUAUCUACAGUCUACUGAUCUACAGUCUACUGAUCUACAGUCUACUGAUCUACAGUCUACAUAUCUACAGUCUACUGAUCUACGGUCGACGGAUCUACAGUCGACUGAUCUACAGUCUACAUGUCUACUGAUCUACAGAUCUACAGUCUACUGAUCUACAGUCUACACAUCUACAGUCUACUGAUCUACAGUCUACUGAUCUACAGUCUACAUGUCUACUGAUCUACAGAUCUACAGUCUACUGAUCUACAGAUCUACAGUCUACACAUCUACAGUCUACUGAUCUACAGUCUACUGAUCUACAGUCUACAUAUCUACAGUCUACUGAUCUACAAUCUACAUAUCUACAGUCUACUGAUCUACAGUCUACAUAUGUACAGUCUACUGAUCUACAGUCUACAUAUGUACAGUCUACUGAUCUACAAUCUACAUAUCUACAGUCUACAUAUCUACAGUCUACUGAUCUACAGUCUACAUAUCUACAGUCUACUGAUCUACAGUCUACUGAUCUACAAUCUACUGAUCUACAGUCUACAUAUCUACAGUCUACUGAUCUACAGUCUACAGUCUACACAUCUACAUUCUACUGAUCUACAGAUCUACAGUCUACAUAUCUACAGAUCUACAGUCUACAUAUCUACAGUCUACUGAUCUACAGUCUACUGAUCUACAGGCCUACUGAUCUACAGAUCUACAGUCUACAUAUCUACAGUCUACUCACCUACAGUCUACAGUCUACUGAUCUACAGUCUACUGUCCACUGAUCUACUGUCCACUGAUCUACAGUCUACUGAUCUACAGUCUACACAUCUACAUAUCUACAGUCUACUGAUCUACAGUCUACAUAUGUACAGUCUACUGAUCUACAGUCUACUGAUCUACAGUCUACUGAUCUACAGUCUACUGAUCUACAGUCUACUGAUCUACAGUCUACUGAUCUACGGUCGACGGAUCUACAGUCUACUGAUCUACAGUCUACUGAUCUACAGUCUACAGAUCUACAGUCUACUGAUCUACAGUCUACUGAUCUACAGUCUACAUAUCUACAGUCUACUGAUCUACAGUCUACAUAUCUACAGUCUACUGAUCUACAGUCUACUGAUCUACAGUCUACUGAUCUACAGUCUACAUAUCUACAGUCUACUGAUCUACAGUCUACUGAUCUACAGUCUACUGAUCUACAGUCUACUGAUCUACAGUCUACUGAUCUACAGUCUACUAAUCUACAGUCUACACAUCUACAGUCUACUGAUCUACAGUCUACUGAUCUACAGUCUACAUAUCUACAGUCUACUGAUCUACAAUCUACAUAUCUACAGUCUACUGAUCUACAGUCUACAUAUGUACAGUCUACUGAUCUACAGUCUACAUAUGUACAGUCUACUGAUCUACAAUCUACAUAUCUACAGUCUACUGAUCUACAGUCUACAUAUCUACAGUCUACUGAUCUACAGUCUACUGAUCUACAAUCUACUGAUCUACAGUCUACUGAUCUACAGUCUACUGAUCUACAGUCUACAGUCUACAGUCUACACAUCUACAUUCUACUGAUCUACAGAUCUACAGUCUACUGAUCUACAUAUCUACAGUCUACUGAUCUACAGUCUACUGAUCUACAGGCCUACUGAUCUACAGAUCUACAGUCUACAUAUCUACAGUCUACUCACCUACAGUCUACAGUCUACUGAUCUACAGUCUACUGUCCACUGAUCUACUGUCCACUGAUCUACAGUCUACUGAUCUACAGUCUACACAUCUACAUAUCUACAGUCUACUGAUCUACAGUCUACAUAUGUACAGUCUACUGAUCUACAGUCUACUGAUCUACAGUCUACUGAUCUACAGUCUACUGAUCUACAGUCUACAUAUCUACAGUCUACUGAUCUACAGUCUACUGAUCUACGGUCGACGGAUCUACAGUCUACUGAUCUACAGUCUACUGAUCUACAGUCUACAGAUCUACAGUCUACUGAUCUACAGUCUACUGAUCUACAGUCUACUGAUCUACAGUCUACAUAUCUACAGUCUACUGAUCUACAGUCUACAUAUCUACAGUCUACUGAUCUACAGUCUACUGAUCUACAGUCUACUGAUCUACAGUCUACAUAUCUACAGUCUACUGAUCUACAGUCUACUGAUCUACAGUCUACUGAUCUACAGUCUACUGAUCUACGGUCGACGGAUCUACAGUCUACUGAUCUACAGUCUACUGAUCUACAGUCUACUGAUCUACAGUCUACUAAUCUACAGUCUACACAUCUACAGUCUACUGAUCUACAGUCUACUGAUCUACAGUCUACAUAUCUACAGUCUACUGAUCUACAAUCUACAUAUCUACAGUCUACUGAUCUACAGUCUACAUAUGUACAGUCUACUGAUCUACAAUCUACUGAUCUACAGUCUACAGAUCUACAGUCUACUGAUCUACAGUCUACACAUCUAUAGUCUACUGAUCUACAGUCUACUGUCCACUGAUCUACAGUCUACUGAUCUACAGUCUACACAUCUAUAGUCUACUGAUCUACAGUCUACUGAUCUACAGUCUACACAUCUAUAGUCUACUGAUCUACAGUCUACUGUCCACUGAUCUACAGUCUACUGAUCUACAGUCUACUGAUCUACAGUCUACAGUCCACUGAUCUCAAGUCUACACAUCUACAGUCUACACAUCUACAGUCUACUGAUCUACAGUCUACACAUCUACAUAUCUACAGUCUACAUAUGUACAGUCUACUGAUCUACAGUCUACAGAUCUACAGUCUACUGAUCUACAGUCUACACAUCUAUACUCUACUGAUCCACAGACUACACAUCUACAGUCUACAGAUCUACAGUCUACAGUCUACACAUCUACAGUCUACUGAUCUACCGUCUACUGAUCUACAGUCUACACAUCUACAUAUCUACAGUCUACAUAUGUACAGUCUACUGAUCUACAGUCUACUGAUCUACAGUCUACUGAUCUACAGACUACAUAUGUACAGUCUACUGAUCUACAGUCUACAUAUGUACAGUCUACUGAUCUACAAUCUACUGAUCUACAGUCUACAUAUAUACAGUCUACUGAUCUACAGUCUACAGUCUACAGUCUACACAUCUACAUUCUACUGAUCUACAGUCUACUGAUCUACAGGCCUACUGAUCUACAGAUCUACAGUCUACAUAUCUACAGUCUACUCACCUACAGUCUACAGUCUACUGAUCUACAGUCUACUGAUCUACAGUCUACUGAUCUACAGUCUACACAUCUACAUAUCUACAGUCUACUGAUCUACAGUCUACAUAUGUACAGUCUACUGAUCUACAGUCUACUGAUCUACAGUCUACUGAUCUACAGUCUACAGAUCUACAGUCUACUGAUCUACAGUCUACUGAUCUACAGUCUACAUAUCUACAGUCUACUGAUCUACGGUCGACGGAUCUACAGUCUACUGAUCUACAGUCGACUGAUCUACAGUCGACUGAUCUACAGUCUACUGAUCUACAGUCUACAUGUCUACUGAUCUACAGAUCUACAGUCUACACAUCUACAGUCUACUGAUCUACAGUCUACUGAUCUACAGUCUACUGAUCUACAGUCUACUAAUCUACAGUCUACACAUCUACAGUCCACUGAUCUACAGUCUACUGAUCUACAGUCUACAUAUCUACAGUCUACUGAUCUACAAUCUACAUAUCUACAGUCUACUGAUCUACAGUCUACAUAUGUACAGUCUACUGAUCUACAAUCUACAGUCUACUGAUCUACAGUCUACUGAUCUACAGUCUACACAUCUAUAGUCUACUGAUCUACAGUCUACUGAUCUACAGUCUAUACAUCUAUAGUCUACUGAUCUACAGUCUACUGAUCUACAGUCUACAUAUCUACAGUCUACUCACCUACAGUCUACAGUCUACUGAUCUACAGUCUACAUAUCUACAGUCUACUCACCUACAGUCUACUGUCCACUGAUCUACAGUCUACUGAUCUACAGUCUACUGAUCUACAGUCUACAGUCCACUGAUCUCAAGUCUACACAUCUACAGUCUACACAUCUACAGUCUACUGAUCUACAGUCUACACAUCUACAUAUCUACAGUCUACUGAUCUACAGUCUACAUAUGUACAGUCUACUGAUCUACAGUCUACUGAUCUACAGUCUACAGUCUACAGAUCUACAGUCUACUGAUCUACAGUCUACACAUCUAUACUCUACUGAUCCACAGACUACAUAUCUACAGUCUACAUAUCUACAGUCUACUGAUCUACAGUCUACAGAUCUACAGUCUACUGAUCUACAGUCUACUGAUCUACAGUCUACACAUCUACAUUCUACUGAUCUACAGAUCUACAGUCUACUGAUCUACAAUCUACUGAUCUACAGUCUACAAAUCUACAGUCUACAGAUCUGAUCUACAAUCUACUGAUCUACAGUCUAUUGAUCUACAGUCUACUGAUCUACAGUCUAUUGAUCUACAGUCUACUGUCUACUGAUCUACAGUGUACUAAUCUACAGUCUACACAUCUAUAGUCUACUGACUACAGUCUACAGAUCUACAGUCUACUGAUCUACAGUCUACAGAUCUGAUCUACAAUCUACUGAUCUACAGUCCACAGAUCUACAGUCCACAGAUCUACAGUCUACUGAUCUACAUUCCACUGAUCUACAGUCUACUGAUCUACAGUCUACUGAUCUACAGACUACAUUUCUACAGUCUACAUAUCUACAGUCCACAUAUCUACAGUCUACUGAUCUACAGUCUACUGAUCUACAGUCUACUGAUCUACAGACUACAUUUCUACAGUCUACAUAUCUACAGUCCACAUAUCUACAGUCUACUGAUCUACAGUCUACUGAUCUACAGUCUACUGAUCUACAGUCUACUGAUCUACAGCCUACUGAUCUACAGUCUACUGAUCUACAGUCUACAUAUCUACAGUCUACUGAUCUACAGACUACAUUUCUACAGUCUACAUAUCUACAGUCUACAUAUCUACAGUCUACUGAUCUACAGUCUACUGAUCUACAGUCUACUGAUCUAGUCUACAUAUCUACAGUCUACUGAUCUACAGACUACAUUUCUACAGUCUACAUAUCUACAGUCUACUGAUCUACAGACUACAUAUCUACAGUCUACAUAUCUACAGUCUACUGAUCUACAGCCUACUGAUCUACAGUCUACUGAUCUACAGUCUACAUAUCUACAGUCUACUGAUCUACAGACUACAUUUCUACAGUCUACAUAUCUACAGUCUACAUAUCUACAGUCCACAUAUCUACAGUCUACUGAUCUACAGUCUACUGAUCUACAGUCUACUGAUCUACAGUCUACUGAUCUACAGUCUACAUAUCUACAGUCUACUGAUCUACAGACUACAUUUCUACAGUCUACAUAUCUACAGUCUACUGAUCUACAGUCUACUGAUCUACAGUCUACUGAUCUACAGUCUACUGAUCUAA